AUGCAUCGAUGCGUGAAGAUACAAACAAAUGACAAUAAAAUUAUGUCGAAGAUAUUUCUAGUUAUACUCCUAACAACGUUAGCCAAUGCUCAAGAUAGAUGGGCUUUAGUGGGAAACCCACUCGUGGCCGUCAGACCCUGCAACGACACAGAUGAUGUCUUCAUUAAUUAUGAACCAGGGAAACCUCCGGAAGAAGAAAACGAAUAUUCUUUGAAUAUCGAAAAAUCGUUUCCCGUUUAUUCGAGAAUUAGCUUAAGGUUCGAUUCACCCGCUAGUGUUAAAUUGUUUGACAAAUCCUUCGCUAGGGUAUCAACUGGGAAAGGUGAUGUUAUUGAAAUUAGGUUCUUCAAAAGUCAUAAUGGAAUAUCGCUCCAAGUCCAAGGGCCAAGGAUAACACUUCUGUUGUGCCAUAUCUGA
This is a messenger RNA of Leptosia nina, 417 nucleotides long. Lineage: Eukaryota; Metazoa; Arthropoda; Insecta; Lepidoptera; Pieridae. The record is from the annotation of a GenBank genome assembly.